Molecule: messenger RNA, 2271 nt
Organism: Enterobius vermicularis (human pinworm)
Lineage: Eukaryota; Metazoa; Nematoda; Chromadorea; Rhabditida; Oxyuridae
Source: the annotation of a GenBank genome assembly
AUGAUUUGGAAAGCGAGGGGCCGCUCAAAUAUGAAACGUGUUCAGACUUCGUUUGGUAUAGUUGAAGGCGAAAUUGUUUCCCCAAAUGUUGAUGACCUGCCGACUGUUGUACAGUUUUUAGGUAUUCCAUAUGGUAUGACUCCAACCGGCCAGUCACGUUUUAACAUGGUUAGAUCGGCACCAAAAUGGAGCCAUAUACCAAAGCAGACGACUCGGUUGAAGAGUGUGUGUAUUCAAGAUCUUCCGGAACUGUCUACGUCAAACGGUUUAAAGUUGACGUCAACACAGCGCUUUGAUUUUAUGCAUCGAAUGUAUCCACGACUUUCGAUGCAAUCCGAAGACUGUUUAUAUAUGAACCUUUAUGUUCCCAUUAAUCCGGAGACUAAAAAGGAUAAAUUAUCAACACUGGUAAUUGUUCAUGGUGAUGACUACGGGUGGAGCGCUGGCAGCCCUUACAAUGGAACGCUGUUAGCCUCAUUUGGCGAUAUUAUUGUUGUAACACUCAAUUAUCGUCUUGGCGUUUUUGGAUUUUUGGGACGAUGUCAAGGUUCCUGUGUUGGAAACUGGGCAAUUUCAGACCUUGUUACUGCUUUAAAUAUGUUGAGCAAUAUAAUCGAAUCUUUUGGCGGAGAUCGUAACUCAAUUACGUUGUUAGGAUGGGGAUCCGGAGCAUCAUUAGUGUCUCUUUUAAUGGCAUCACCGAUGACAUUCCCAAAGAAUCGAUUAUUUCGACGAGCGAUACUGCUUGAUGGAACAGCACUGGCACCGUGGGCAAUGAUGAAACGAUCCAACGAUCGCUUCUAUCACUUGGCUCAUGAGCUCAAGUGUGCUGAUAUCAAAUUGGCGAAUAAAAAUGUCAAAAAUAUUGAAAGCAUUUUGCAAUGUAUGCAAGAUCAUAGUGCUGAAAAUAUCACACAAGCAGCCAGGAAGAUACAGACACCAACAUUCUUGUCCAAAUUUGGUCCCAUAAUUGACGGCCAGGCUGUUCCGCACUAUCCAAGAAGAAUCUUUAGCGUUCCGUAUGGUAAUCUGUUUCGAGAUAUUGAUUUACUGGUUGGAUUGACAAUACAUCCGGCACAUCAUUUACUUGCUGAUGAUUUCUACAAAUAUGGUAUGAGUAAAGAAGAUCGAAAAAAAAUUUUAAGAACACUUGUGCGAAACUUGUAUGAUUAUCAUCGUAACGAGGUUUUGGCAGCAAUAAUUAAAGAAUACACAGACUGGGAUAAUCCUCGGGAACAUCCAAGAAAACUUCGGGACGGAGUACUUGCAGCACUUAGCGAUGCUCUGUAUAUUGCUCCACUGAUUGAAACUGCUCGGCUUCAUUCCAUGAACCCGAAUGCUGGCAAACGAAAAAGCACUACUUACAUGUUUGUGUUCACACAUGAAACAAAAAGUCAGAUGAAAGAGAAACCGAAUAGUGGAAUUAUCGGAUCUAUUACUGGUGACCAUCUUCCUUACAUAUUUGGAUAUCCGCUAUGGAACGCUGAAGGAAAGCUCUAUUAUGACUUUAGCGAAAUCGACAAAGGAAUAUCUCGAGUUAUGAUGAAUUACAUAUCAAAUUUUGUUAGAUCCGGUGAUCCUUCAAAGCCACAAGAUAUAAGUCCGGUCACUGCUGUUGAGGAGAAAUAUGGUCAUGUGCCGUGGUUACCAUUCAAUCAAGCUAAUCGUGAGCCCUACAUUGAAAUAGCUGAUCGUCCACGAGCGAGGAACUACUAUCGUAAUGCACAUGUUGGCUUUUGGAAUGAUUUUCUUCCGCACCUUUUCACUCCAAACCGUGAUGAUAUUAUAAUACCUGAGGAGCACAAUUAUUUACCGGACCAUUUUAAAAAGGAUACCUUUUAUGGCGUUGUUCGACCACACGCUCCAUUUUUAAAUGAACCAUUUAUUGCUCCCCCACCAUCACCGCCGCCGCUUCCAAAUGCUAAAAAAUUGUCGACACUUCAGCAGAAAACAAAAACCGAUGUAACCGAAAUUCUUUCAGCUUCUCCAGUAACGACGCCUAAACCAAGCUUAGUAACGGCGGUCAACGAAGCAACGGUAGGGCAAAAUAGUACUAUGCUUUCCGUUACUGUGGCAGUCGGUUGUGGACUUUUGCUGUUGAACAUCUGUGUUGGACUUGGACUCUACAGACAGUGUAAUAACAGACGUGAUGAAUCGAAAAAUAAGCCACAACUUCAGUAUCAAUCCUAUGCAGCAAAUUUACAGCCUGGCGGUGAAUUAAACUAUAGUCUUAAUACACCACUUGGCCAACAGGUAUUUGAAGAUAAGUAA